AUGCAAUACAAGGCUCUGCUAACUACCGCGCUUCUUUCUGCCACUUCCGUCUUGGGGCAGGCCGCCACUGGCACUUCCGGCGGCUCCAAUGCGGGCUCGUGCACUAUCUCAGGCAGCCAGGCGACGGCCACCGCACAGGCCGACUUGGACAAGUUGGCAGCUUGUUCCACCAUCACCGGUGAUCUGACGAUCACCGGUGAUUUGGGGAACGCCGCUCUGGCCAACGUCAAGAAGAUCGACGGGUCCCUAGAGAUAAACAACGCUACUAACUUGCAAUCGUUUGCUGCAGAUGCCAUCUCAGAGAUCACCGGGGAUUUGACGUUGAAGGGGUUGACCGUGUUGACCACUGCCUCCUUCGGGUCCCUGGAGAAAGUGCAGGGGAUCACUCUGUUGACUCUACCUGCGAUCUCGACUUUCAACUCGAAAUUGUCCAGUGCUGACAAUAUCUACAUCUCAGACACUUCGUUGGAGUCCGUCGACGGGUUCUCCGUCUUGACUAAAGUCAACGGGUUCAACAUCAACAACAACAGGUACUUGACCUCGAUCAAGUCCUCGCUGCAGACUGUCUCAGACGCCCUAUCCUUCCAGUUCAACGGUGACAACACGACUAUCAACCUGGACAGCCUGAUCUGGGCAAACAACAUCACCCUAAGUGACGUCUCCUCGGUUUCGUUCGACAACUUGCAAGCUGUUAACGCCUCCCUAGGGUUCCUAAACAAUACCAUCUCAGAAUUGAAAUUGAAUAACUUGACCUCUGUCGGGCAAACGUUCACAAUCACAUUCAACAACGACCUUACUCACUUGGAAUUCUCUAACUUGACUAAAGUCGGUGGUGGGUUCGUCGUCGCCAACAACACAAACUUGAAGUCCAUCGACGCCUUUGCCAACUUGCAAACCGUCAACGGUGCCCUAGAUGUCAUCGGUAACUUCGACUCCUUGGACCUAACAGCUUUGAAGUCUGUCAGAGGUGGUGCCGAUGUCGAAACAAAAUCCGCAAACUUCUCUUGUUCCCCAUUGAAGAAAUUGCAAUCCAAGGGUGCUAUUCAAGGUGACAAGUUCAUCUGUAAGAACGGGUUCAAGUCUUCCUCCGUGUCAAAGGUCUCCUCGGUCACCUCCGACGUUUCCUCAGGAAGAAGAGACGUCUCCACUUCGGCCUCCACCUCCUCUCGUUCUGAGUCCGCUUCCGCCUCUGCCUCCGCCUCCGCCUCUGAAUCUAACUCCGCCUCUGCUUCAACUUCCUCAAGGUCAAGCAGGGGCGCCGCCGCAGGCAACUCCAUCCCAGCGGCUUCCUUCCUAGGUGCAUUCGCAGCAGUCGCAGCGGCCUUGAUAUAA
Molecule: messenger RNA, 1332 nt
Organism: Huiozyma naganishii CBS 8797
Lineage: Eukaryota; Fungi; Ascomycota; Saccharomycetes; Saccharomycetales; Saccharomycetaceae
Gene: PST1
Product: Pst1p
Exons: 1
Coding region: 1-1332 (443 amino acids)
Biological process (GO): fungal-type cell wall organization
Cellular component (GO): plasma membrane; fungal-type cell wall
Source: RefSeq, a predicted model, not a curated record